Messenger RNA from Schistosoma mattheei, 498 nucleotides. Lineage: Eukaryota; Metazoa; Platyhelminthes; Trematoda; Strigeidida; Schistosomatidae. The record is from the annotation of a GenBank genome assembly.
AUGCCAAAAACAAAAAUAGUAGAAAGUGAACCGAUUUCAGAAAAUGAAGAUCUAUGCAGUAAAUAUUGGUGUGAUGAUGGAGAUAGAUGGGAUUUCUUUACCAUGAUAACAGGUUUAUUAUUGUUAAUAAUGGGAUUAUGUUGUUCAACCAUCGAAGUUGGUUAUAUAAUUUAUACAUAUCGUAUACAAUGCUACUGUGUUGGUUUAUGGUGUUCUGCAGGUUUUCUAUUAAUUGGUACUCUUGCUAUGGGAUUAUAUCAUUAUGAAUCAGUUCCAUCAGCAUCAUUAAUGUUAUUUUGUGUAAUGUGUGACUUAUUAUUUGGCAUAGUUAUGCCACUGAUUGCAAUUGCUUUUACAAUUAAGUGUGGUAAAUUAAAUGUUUUUUAUUAUCCAAUCACAAUGAUCUGCAUACUAGUUGGAUUAAUAAGUAUUGUACAUAUAUUUUUUGUAACAAGAGAACUGUUAAAAUUACGACGACAGUUCUAUCGUGAAGGAUAA